AUGAAAUUCUCGGAUGCUGUUCGGCUUUCUGAGGGCAGUGAUGGGAAAACACUCAGUAUAGAUCCCAGGAUUGCUGAGGAAACGCUUUUGGACAUCUGCAGCAAUCUGAUUGUCAAGGAUUCAAAGCGGGGUGAGUGGAAGUUCCCCCAUGCUUCGGUAAUUGAGUAUUUUGAAGAAGUACAUCAAUGGAAUUUUGAACGAGCGCAUUCAUUCGUUGCUAAAUCCUGUCUGAUAUAUCUUCUGAGUGAUGAUACUACCAAAUGGAUAUCAGAAGUGACCAGUGAGCACGAUGAUGAACUAUCCGACGAUUCUCGCAAAAAUCAGUCUCAUAAACAUCACAACCAUGGGGGAAAUAUAAGAAAAUACGUGUUGAGCAACUGGUUCAAGCAUAUUUCAAAACUUGAGAAGCUGGAACUACAUGAAGCCGAGGUAUCAAAGCUGCUGAGACGAUUUCUGGGAAUCGACAAGCCUCUUCAACAGAGUAACCAAAAAUACCGAUCUUGGGUCAAAUAUAUGAACUCAAAGACCAAUGGCCAUCUUGAUUUAUUUUACCCAAUUGAAAACCCCGCCUUCGGCAUCUGUGGCUUGGGCUUUUAUCAUCUCCUGGGAGACUACUGGGUAUCUGGUAUAGACAUAUUGUCUACCAAUGAGAGAAAAAUGGAUUUGCUUUCAAUCGCCGCAUAUCAUUGUCAUCUGAAUAUCUGUGAGAAACUCAUAGAACUCGGAUCAGAUGUGAACAGGCAGCUCGAUACCUAUCCAAACGACUCUAGUGCAUUAACCAAUGCAGUGGGUGGAGGACAUAACGACAUAGUGAGAUUUCUCAUCAGCCAAGGAGCAGAUCCAAAUCUUCCUCGAAAUGGCCCUUCCGCUCUAUGCGCUAGUAUAAGCUACGGUAUGAGUGAAAUUCUGUUAGGUGCCAAUGCCGAUCCUAACUGUCCAUGCGGAUCACUAUGCAGGUAUGCCUACGCCUUGGAAAAGGCGGCGCGUAAAGGAUACAUCGUGACUGGGAAGCUCCUACUCAAAAAUGGCGCAGACGCGAUGCUCCUAAGUGAGACCGGAAGCUAUGGCAGCGCCCUGGCGGCAGCAGCACGUGGAGGCCACAAAGACUUUUGUCAGUUGCUGCUCGACCAUGGAGCUGAUGCGAAUGCCCUUCUGAAAUGUGGCAGGUAUGGCAGUGCCUUGGCGGCGGCAGCAACCCGAGGGACUAGUGGCGAUAUCUGCAAACUCUUGGUUGACCAUGGGGCAGAUGUUAAUGCUGCUCUUGAGUGUGGGAGGUAUGGCAGCGCCCUUGCAGCGGCGGUACGUCAAGGUAACAAAGGCAUAUGCCAGUACUUGAUUCAACAUGAAGCAAACGUCAACAUGUCGCUAAGGUUUGGCAAAUACGGUAAUGCCCUGGCCGCAGCAGCACGUGGAGGUUACACAAGAAUUUGCAAGUAUUUGAUUGACCAUGGGGCAGACGUGAAUAUGCCACUGAAACACGGCAGAUACGGCAGCGCCCUGGCAGCCGCUCUUGCUUCUGACUCAGGUGAUGCUAUGCAAUUAAUACGAUACUUGAUUGAAGAAGUCCUUGCAGAUGCAAAUAUUCUUUCAAUAAGUCCGCCUCCAAGACUAACAUAUCAUCCGGCACCUUGGAGAACGAGGGGGCAUGAAAUAUCACAAUAUCUUCUUGGUUAUGUUGGACAGGACGUCUUGUUGGAAAUCGGCUUGCAAGGGCAGCAAAUUUGGGCAGAGAAUGGACCUAUGUCAAUAGAGUCUUGCUCUACUCGAACUCCUUCCCGCUAUUCUGAUAGCUACUCGUCUUACACUGACUAUUCCUCGUCAUUUUCUGACUCUGACUCUGAAUGA
Molecule: messenger RNA, 1845 nt
Organism: Trichoderma virens Gv29-8
Lineage: Eukaryota; Fungi; Ascomycota; Sordariomycetes; Hypocreales; Hypocreaceae
Exons: 1
Coding region: 1-1845 (614 amino acids)
Molecular function (GO): protein binding
Source: RefSeq, a predicted model, not a curated record